This is a messenger RNA of Drosophila yakuba, 6451 nucleotides long. It is a transcript of the gene sgg, whose product is annotated as protein kinase shaggy. Gene Ontology annotation, cellular component: nucleus; cytoplasm; axon. Gene Ontology annotation, molecular function: ATP binding; protein serine/threonine kinase activity. The record is from RefSeq and is a predicted model, not a curated record. Bases 545 to 4045 code for a protein of 1166 amino acids. NCBI's taxonomy places the organism in Eukaryota, Metazoa, Arthropoda, Insecta, Diptera, Drosophilidae. The transcript has 10 exons. Gene Ontology annotation, biological process: negative regulation of canonical Wnt signaling pathway; protein phosphorylation; signal transduction.
AACCGACCAGAACAGAACUGAACAGAACAGAACGAAACAGAACAGACCACACAAAUAAAUAACCCAAAUAGACAGUAAAAUAUUGCAAAUCACAAAGAUCUCCCAUUUCUGUUUUUUUUUUUUUUUGUUCUUGUUUUUCGUGUGAGUGUGUUUAAAUUUGAAUACUUUUUGUUUGGCUUUUCUCUAUAUUCCUGACGGAUUUAACAAACCGCACUGCUGGUCUAAAUUUAGCCCGAAAGUCAAAAUAGAACAAAUUGGUGUUUGAAAAUGCAGCAAAAACAGCAAAAGUUCGUGUAACGAAAUCGAAAACAACCACUAAUUUGUUUACCCGAUUUGAAUAUAAUAUUAGGCAAUGUGACUGUGAAGCGCCAACACUAAACAAAAAAAAAAACCAAAAAUAAAAGAAACUUACAUAAAAUCAAAAAGUGAUUUAAAGUACCAUCAUACUGAAAAACUGUGCCGCUUAAGACGCUUGAUAAGUUUUAAAGAACCGAAAGGGAAAUACUCUAACGCCUAGAGUAUUUAACAGACCAUUGAAAACCUGAUGGCAACAACAACAACCACGCAGGCAGCAGGAGCUGCACCAGCUCUCAACCUAUUGCCCGCCAUUGAUAACACAAAUAAUACACUGAUCAACAACAACAAUAAUAAUAAUAAUAGUAACAGUAAUAAUAACAACAACGUGACAAGCCAGCCGAUUAAAAUACCGCUGACCGAGCGCUUCUCAUCGCAAACAUCAACGGGCUCGGCGGACAGCGGCGUAAUUGUUUCCAGUGCAUCGCAGCAGCAACUGCAGUUGCCGCCACCGCGCAGUAGCAGUGGCUCGCUGAGCCUGCCACAGGCGCCACCUGGCGGCAAGUGGCGGCAGAAGCAGCAGCGCCAGCAGCUGCUGCUCAGCCAGGACAGCGGCAUCGAAAAUGGUGUCACCACCAACACCACCACCACCUCCUCCCGUCAAUCAAAAGCCAAAGCCAAAGCCAAGGACAUCCAGGGCGUGGGAAAAGCCAGUCACAAUGCCACAAGCUCGAACGAGUGCGGCGCCCAGUCCAACAGCAGCAGCGAGAGCCUGGGCAGCAACUGCUCCGAGGCCCAGGAUCAGCAGCGAGUAAGGGCCUCCUCCGCCCUGGAGCUCAGCAGCAGCGGUAGCGUGGACACGCCCGUCAUCGUGGGCGGUGUGGGCAGUGUGGGCAAUAGCAUCUUGCGCAGCCGCAUUAAGUACAAGAGUACGAACAGCACCGGAACUCAGGGAUUCGAUGUGGAGGACCGCAUCGAUGAGGUGGAUAUCUGUGAUGACGACGUCGACUGCGAUGAUCGCGGAUCGGAGAUCGAGGAGGAGGAGGAGGACGAUGGCGUCAAUGUGGACGACGAUGUCGAGGAGGCCGACAACCAGUCGGACAAUCAGUCGGGUAUUAUAAUCAACCUCAAGAGCAAAACCGAACAAGAGGCGGACCACGACGACGACGAGGUGGAUGCCAAGCCGAAAAACCGACUUCUGCCACCGGAUCAGGCGGAACUCACAGUGGCGGCGGCAAUGGCCCGUCGCCGGGAUGCCAAGAGCCUGGCCACCGAUGGCCACAUCUAUUUCCCGCUGCUGAAGAUCAGCGAGGAUCCGCACAUUGAUGCGAAGCUGAUCAAUCGCAAGGAUGGCCUCCAGGACACCAUGUAUUAUUUGGACGAGUUCGGCAGUCCCAAGUUGCGGGAGAAGUUCGCCCGCAAGCAGAAGCAACUGCUUGCCAAGCAGCAGAAGCAGAUGAUGAAGCGGGAGCGAAGGAGCGAGGAGCAGCGCAAGAAGCGAAACACCACUGUGGCAUCCAACUUGGCGGCCAGCGGAGCGGUGGUGGACGACACCAAAGAUGAUUACAAACAACAACAACCACACUGUGAUACUAGCUCUAGGAGCAAACAUAACUCGGUACCCAAUCCCCCCAGCCACCUGCAUCCGAAUCACAACCCUCACAGCCAUCUCGUUGUGCCUGUGGCUGAUGACGUGGAUGUGGACGUGCAUGUGGCUGCCGCCAGCGACGUGGACAGCGGUGCCGUUAAGAUGCGCCGUCACAGCCACGACAACCACUACGACCGAAUCCCCCGGAGCAAUGCUACCACCAUCACCACCCGCCCUGCAAUCGAUCACCAGUCGCAGAACAUCGAGGACGUCGAGCAAGGAGCCGAGCCCCAUAUCGAUGGCGAAGUGGAUCCAAAUCCGGAGCUGGAUGCGGAUGCGGACAGCGAUGGGAGCGGCGAGAACGUUAAGACUGCCAAAUUGGCCAGAACACAGUCCUGCGUCAGUUGGACCAAAGUGGUGCAAAAGUUCAAGAAUAUACUAGGUCGCGAUGGUUCUAAAAUCACAACAGUUGUUGCAACACCCGGCCAAGGCACCGAUCGCGUACAAGAGGUCUCCUAUACAGACACAAAGGUCAUCGGCAAUGGCAGCUUCGGCGUCGUGUUCCAGGCAAAGCUUUGCGAUACCGGCGAACUGGUGGCAAUCAAAAAAGUUUUACAAGACAGACGAUUUAAGAAUCGCGAAUUGCAAAUUAUGCGCAAAUUGGAGCAUUGUAAUAUUGUGAAGCUUUUGUACUUUUUCUAUUCGAGUGGUGAAAAGCUGGCCGAGUUCCCCAUCGAUUUGGGCAUAUUCGCGAGUGUGCUGAAGCCGCAGCGUGAUGAAGUAUUUUUGAAUUUAGUCCUCGAAUAUAUACCAGAAACCGUAUACAAAGUGGCUCGCCAAUAUGCCAAAACCAAGCAAACGAUACCAAUCAACUUUAUUCGGCUCUACAUGUAUCAACUGUUCAGAAGUUUGGCCUACAUCCACUCGCUGGGCAUUUGCCAUCGUGAUAUCAAGCCGCAGAAUCUUCUGCUCGAUCCGGAGACGGCUGUGCUGAAGCUCUGUGACUUUGGCAGCGCCAAACAGCUGCUGCACGGCGAGCCGAAUGUGUCGUAUAUCUGCUCCCGGUAUUACCGCGCCCCCGAGCUCAUCUUUGGCGCCAUCAAUUAUACAACAAAGAUCGAUGUGUGGAGUGCCGGUUGCGUUUUGGCCGAGCUACUGCUGGGCCAGCCCAUCUUCCCUGGCGAUUCCGGUGUGGAUCAGCUCGUCGAGGUCAUCAAGGUCCUGGGCACACCGACAAGAGAACAGAUACGCGAGAUGAAUCCAAACUACACGGAAUUCAAGUUCCCCCAGAUUAAGAGUCAUCCAUGGCAGAAAGUUUUCCGUAUACGCACUCCUACAGAAGCUAUCAACUUGGUGUCCCUGCUGCUCGAGUACACGCCCAGUGCCCGGAUUACACCGCUCAAGGCCUGUGCACAUCCGUUCUUUGAUGAGCUGCGCAUGGAGGGCAACCACACCUUGCCCAACGGCCGCGAGAUGCCGCCGCUAUUCAACUUCACAGAGCAUGAGCUCUCCAUACAGCCCAGCCUAGUGCCGCAGUUGUUGCCCAAGCAUCUGCAGAACGCAUCCGGACCUGGCGCCAAUCGAUCCUCGGCCGGCGGAGCAGCCUCUGCUGCGGCCAGCGGCUCCACCAGCGUCUCGUCAACGGGCAGUGGCGCCUCGGCGGAAGGCUCCGCCCAGCCACAACAGUCGCAAGGCACAGCAGCCGCUGCGGGCUCCGGAUCGGGCGGAGCAACAGCAGGCACCGGCGGAGCGAGUGCCGGCGGAGUGCCCGGUUCUGGCAACAACAGCAGCAGCGGCGGAGUAUCCGGAGCGCCGACCGCCGUCACUGCCGGCGCCAAUGCCGCCGUCGCUGGCGGUGCUGGUGGUGGUGGUGGAGCUGGCGCGGCGACCGCAGCUGCCACAGCAGCUGGCGCUAUAGGCGCGACUAAUGCCGGCGGCGCCAAUGUAACAGGUUCGCAGUCGAACAGCGCCCUGAACAGCAGCGGCAGUGGCGGCAGCGGCAACGGCGAGGCAGCCGGCUCGGGCUCCGGAUCCGGUUCGGGAUCGGGAUCAGGAGGCGGGAAUGGCGGUAAUGGCGGCGAUAACGACGCUGGCGACAGUGGAGCAGCCGCAUCUGGAGCUGGAGGAGGAGCACCGGAAACCGAGGCAGCGGCGUCGGGUUAGCGUGCGCAAGAUGCCCUUUAAUUGUAAUGUUAUUGGCAGGUUUUUCGCUCGGCCCUUGAGACGCAGUUAACCUAUUUCGGCCAGGAGCGAGAUGACAACACCACACAGACACACGCAGCUACACUUGAAAAAAUAAAUGAAAGCGAUGUCGGAUGUCCCAGCAGAAGCUAUGAGAGUAAAUGAAAAUGAAAGACACAGGAAUUCACUUCACAGAACGCCCAAUACCCUAGGAACCACACAACAAUAACCCCAUUCCCCUACACCUCACCCACACACAUACACACUCACACACACACACACACAUGUAUGUAUGUAUAUCUAGCUAUAUGCAUUGGGCGCAAGCAAAUAUUUAGCAUAAAAUCGAAAGAAACCCAGAAGAAAACCAAAAACAAAAAAUCCACUUUAAACUAUGCAUAAAUAAUUAAAAUAAUUAUCUGUACUAUUAAAAACAAAGAGAAAUCCCGGAUGGAAUGUUGAGAAAUAAUCGGAAAACCCCCCUCGCCCGCGUCCCAACCUUCAAUAUAGUAAAUAACAAUUAACAAAAAAGCUCGCGGAACGUAAUAAAACAUAAGUGCAAAAAACAAAAUAAAAAAAAAGUAAAUACAAAAUAACAAAAAGCAGAAGAAAAUUGAAUGAAUACUUAGUGAAAUAAAUCAAAAUUUUUGCCCAUUUAACGUUUAUAUAUAUGCCGUUAUACAAAUAUAUAACGAUCACAGCAGUUAGCAAUCCAUAGUAAAAGUAAAAAGUAAAUAAAAGAGUAAACAAUUAAAGGAGGCGGCAAAGUAAGAGGAACUAGCAAAAGGGAGGAGGAUACAACAUAAACUAAACUCGCGCAAGUGCAUCUAUAUGAGUACGAUAUAGAUAUUAUAUAAACAUAGAUAUAUAUACGAGAUAUUAACAAGAGUAGUAAUCCUAGUAGCUACCCCGGCCACUCACCCCCUUGACCCCCCAACCCCUAAUCCUAGAACCGAAAACUUCCCAAGUAAAAAAGAAAAAGAGAAAAAAAAGGAAAAGAAAAGAAAACACUCCACGAAUAGCAACAUUUUCCGUGGCCUGUUCUCAAGUAACGUAUUGCAACUACGAUUAUCUAUGGAGGCGAUCGUCAAAAUGCAAUACACACUAAACAUAACAUAAACUAUACACUAUACAUAAAUACAAGAAAUAUAACAAAUUGAGCAACAAGUAAGUGAAUGUAUGAAUGAGUAAAACGCUUUUAGCGCGCGACGCCACCCAUUAACUUAAAUAAACAAUGCAAAUAAUGAGGUAAUGACGUUUUGACGUAUUGACGUAUCGAGGUAAUGAGAUAGUGGAGCCACAAUCUUGAUAUAUGAUAUAUGUAAAAGUAAUCGACAAAGGACAUUUAGCUGCAAUUGAAAAUUUAAACUAAUUUAAUACAAAUUAAAGUAAAAUACAAUGAAACCGAUGAUGUUUUUAGUACGUAAGGGCCUUAGAUCAACCGGAAACUCACUCCUGCGUAACUAUAUAGUAUUGGUUCCAAUCUAUUUAUCCAAUACCUAUACCUAUCCAUAUACCUAUGACAGCCACCAGCCACCCAGUUUAACUGCUUAGAUCUCGUUUCGGAAAUUAUGUCUGCGAUUAUGUCCCCCCGCACUUUACCUUGCCCCAUUUCAAAAACAACUAAGUAAACAAAGCAAAAAAAAAGAAAAAAAAAACCAAAAAAGGAAAAAACCAAAAAAGGAAAAAAAACCAAAAGGCAAAAGAAAAACCAAGUCUAUUUGUAUGUAUUUCCAUAGAACUCCUUAUAUAUUGUACGAGAACAUAUUUUUUUUUACUAACUAAAUGAUACAUUUAUACAAUUAAUGAACGUUGAGUUUUGUGGCAUCAAAACUAAUUAAAUUAAACUAUAUACAUAUAUGUACACACACACUCUCACACACACACACACACGCAUUCAGACAUACUCACACGCACAUACGUCUUUAAUUUCAAAUAAAUUAGAAAGAGAAAACCGAAGAUUUUCCAACUAAAACCCAAACAUUUUAGAAAUAAUCUAAGUAAACAGCAGACAAGUUAUAUAAAUCUUUAAACACACCCACAUACACACAACCACUGUUUAUUUGUAAUUAAAUUAAUUAAAAAUGUCAACAGACGGAAAAUGACAGAUCAAUAUAUAUUCAAACAUAUAUAUGCAUAGAAAAACCAACUUAUAUAUGAUGAACAACUUCAGCGUUUCGCUUUAAUUAUGAGGCAACAACCUCAUGAGAAAUCCAAACCAAAUAAACUUAAUUAACAAGUAAACCCAAAACUAAACUAAACAAUAACAACAGGAAACCCCAAAUUCAAAGCGGAAAUGAAAAUGAACAUGAUAAUGAAAAUGAAACACAAGACAAAUGCGUAAAGAAAACAUUAAUUUAAAAACAAUAAAAAUUACAAACAAAAAAUAUA